Rhea pennata is the source of this 4548-nucleotide messenger RNA. RefSeq names its product alpha-2-macroglobulin (gene A2M). NCBI's taxonomy places the organism in Eukaryota, Metazoa, Chordata, Aves, Rheiformes, Rheidae. The transcript is spliced from 35 exons. The record is from RefSeq and is a predicted model, not a curated record. The coding region runs from base 28 to 4548 and encodes 1506 amino acids. Gene Ontology annotation, molecular function: endopeptidase inhibitor activity. Gene Ontology annotation, cellular component: extracellular region.
UUGACUCACCACAUCUUGCUCUGCACCAUGAGGAAGGAUGGGCAGCCCAGCAAACUAAGCAUCUUCCUCCUUCUCCUCUUCUUCCUUUCUGGAAACACCUCUCCCACCACAGAACCGCAGUACAUGGUGCUACUGCCCUUUCUGAUAUCCACUGGCACCCAUGAGAAGAUCUGCAUCCAGUUGACCCACCUGAAUGAGUCUGUGACGCUGAGUGCGACACUGGAGUACCAAGGGGAGAACAGGAGCUUGAUUGAUGAAGUGGUGUCAGAAAAGGACGUGUUCACCUGCAUCCCAUUUUCACUUCCAAAAUCAAAUAACCAGUCACAAGUUGCAUUUAUCACUGUACUGGUGAAAGGGUCAACACUGGAGUUCAGGAACCGCAAGUCAGUGCUGGUCAAGAAUUCUGAAAGUUUAGUCUUCAUUCAGACAGACAAACCCAUCUACAAGCCGGGACAGACAGUUCUGUUCAGAAUUGUUUCACUGGAUGAAAAUUUCCAUCCCUUGAAUGAGGUGUUUCCACUGGUCUAUAUUGAGGAUCCCAAGAAAAACCGUGUAUACCAGUGGACAAAGGCAGAGUUAAAAGGAGGGUUAAUCCAGAUGUUCUUCAAUCUCACCUCUGAGCCCAUCCAAGGGACCUACACAGUUGUGGCACAGAAGGCUUCUGGGAAGACAAUCCAACAUCGUUUCUCUGUGGAGGAGUAUGUGCUGCCGAAAUUUGAAGUAACAGUGAAAAUGCCAAGGGUGAUCACCAUUCUUGAUGAGCAGCUGAAGGUGACAGUUUGUGGUCUAUACACCUUUGGAAAGCCUGUUCCUGGCCUUGUGAGCUUCCGUGUAUGCCGGAAUUUUGAACACCCAGCCACCACCUGCUAUGGUGAAGAGGCAAAGGCCGUGUGCGAUGAAUUCUCUGGGCAGACAGAUAACCAUGGCUGUGUUUCUAAAGUGGUAAAGACCAAGUUAUUCCAGCUCAAGAGAACUGGAUAUCAGAAUAAGCUCCAUGUGGAGGCUAAGAUGAAAGAGGAGGAGACAGGAGUGGAGUUGACUGGAGCAAGCUUCUCUGAGAUCACAACCACAAUUAGCAAAGUCACCUUUGAGGAGACAGAUUCCCAUUACAAACCUGGAAUCCCCUUCUUUGGGCAGGUGAAACUAGAGGAUGGCUCUGGUAUUCCAAUUGCCAAUGAAACCAUAAAGAUUUCUUUAACUGGAGGCCAGGAGACCAACUACACGACAAAUGAAGAGGGCCGAGUGUGGUUUGCUCUAAACACCUCCAUGUUUGACUUCAAUUCUAUUGGAAUUAGGGCAACUCACAAAACACAGCCCUACUGCUAUGACCAUUCCUGGGUUAUUCCAUACUAUGAACAAGGUUAUCUCCAAGUAGAACGCUUUUACUCCCCCAGUAAGAGCUUCCUCAAAAUUGAGCCCAAGUCUGAGACACUUAGCUGUGGCUGCACCACGGAGGUACGAGUGCACUAUAUCCUUACACCAGAGGGCAUAGGAGAAAAGAAGAAAAUCGUCUUUUACUACCUGGUGAUGGCCAAAGGAAUCAUUAAGCGAGCAGGCACAAACACUCUGGAUUUGGACCAUGAAAGUGCCAAUGGGGUCUUCUUGCUACAGCUGCCUGUACAAGCUGACAUUGCUCCAGUGGCCCAAGUACUUGUCUACACCAUUUUCCCUAGCAGGGAGGUUAUCGCUGAUUCAACCAAGUUCAAGGUAGAAAGAUGUUUCAGCAAUAAGGUGGACUUGAGCUUCUCUCCUUCCGAAGGCCUGCCUUCUUCUGACACUCACCUGCUGUUCAGAGCCUCUCCAAACUCCCUCUGUGCUGUCCGAGCUGUGGACAAGAGUGUUCUCCUCAUGAAGCCAGAGGCCGAACUGUCACCCUUCUCUAUAUAUGAUUUGCUGCCGGUGACGGAAUUACGUGACUAUCGCUAUGGCUCACAUAUGAUCUUGGAGGAUCCCCAAGAGGACUGCAUCCCUUUGAAGAAGAUAAUUCUGAAUGGGAUCACCUAUUCUCCGGUAGUGGACGUAAAUGAAGAGGACACUUACAGCAUCUUAAAAGAAAUGGGUUUAAAGGUUUUUACAAAUUCCAAGGUGAGGAAACCUUGGUAUUGCAGCUCUGAGAAUUUCGUAUCUCUAGAAGCCGUCCCUGCAGCAAAUAUAAUCCUGCCUGGAGCACCUAUGCAUGCACUCAGGACAAGCGGUCCAGAGCGGGAUAGACCGUAUAGCACAUUAAGUACUCCUGAGGAGCUAACAGAGACAGUUCGAAAGUAUUUCCCAGAAACCUGGAUUUGGAGUUUAGUAUCUGUAAGCUCAGAGGGAAAUGCUGAACUGGAUGUGACCAUCCCUGACACCAUCACUGAAUGGAAAGCCAAUGCAUUCUGCACCUCGGCAAGUGCUGGCUUUGGCCUGUCUCCAACUGUGUCCCUCAAAGCCUUCCAGCCCUUCUUUGUAGAGCUCACCUUGCCCUACUCUGUGGUGCGUGGUGAGGCCUUCAUGCUGAAAGCCACUGUUUUCAACUACCUGACAGCCUGUAUCAGGGUCAGUCUGACUCUAGCUCAAUCUACUAAUUUCCUGGCUACCGCAGUGGAAAAGGAAGAAGAAUCUUAUUGUCUCUGUGAGAAUGGAAGAAAAACAGUGGCUUGGCUGGUGACUCCCAGAUCUCUAGGGCUGGUGGAGUUCUCAGUUAGCACUGAGGCCCUGCAGGACCAGCAGCCCUGUGGGAAUGCAAUAGUGAAGACUCCUGAGAAAGGGCGGAAGGACACAGUGAUCAGGCAGCUGCUAGUGGAGCCUGAAGGCAUUGAAAAGGAAACAGCCCAGAACUAUGUGCUCUGUGUAAAAGGAGAGCCUGCAAAAGAGAAGAUUUUCCUGUCAGUCCCUUCAAAUGUGGUGCAAGACUCAGCCAGAGCAUAUUUCUCAGUGCUGGGCGACAUCAUGGGCACUGCCAUGCAGAACCUGCAUCAACUCCUCCGGAUGCCAUUUGGCUGUGGGGAGCAGAACAUGGUCCUGUUUGCACCCAAUAUCUACAUCCUGGAUUAUCUGAACAAGACAGGGCAGCUGAGUGAGGAGGUCAAAUCUAAGGCCAUUGGAUACUUAGUGAGCGGUUAUCAAAGGCAGCUGAACUACAAGCACCCAGACGGCUCUUAUAGCACCUUUGGACCACGUUAUGGCCAGCCAGGAAACACCUGGCUCACGGCCUUUGUCCUCAAGUCCUUUGCCCAGGCCCGGUCUUACAUCUUCAUAGACGAGAAGCACAUCCAGGAUGCUUUAGUCUGGCUCUCCUACAAACAGAGGGAGAAUGGCUGUUUCCGCAGUUCUGGGACACUCCUGAACAAUGCCAUGAAGGGUGGAGUGGACAAUGAGGUCACGCUGACGGCCUACAUCACUAUUGCUUUACUGGAAAUUCCUCUGCCUGUAACUCACUCCAUGGUGCGAAAUGCUCUGUUCUGUCUGGAAAUGGCAGCAGAGGAGAAAGGAAGCCAUGUGUAUACCAAAGCACUGCUGGCAUAUGCCUUCACCCUGUCCAGGAAGGAGGAGAAGCGGAAGGCACUGCUUAGCUCACUUGAAGAGGAAGCUGUGAAAAAGGAUGGGUCUGUUCAUUGGCAGAGGCCUGGGAAAGAGCCAGAGGUUGAUCUCCCAUACUAUCACUACCGAGCUCCCUCUGCUGAAGUGGAGAUGACAGCCUAUGUCCUCCUUGCUCACCUCACUACACAGCCAGCACCUUCCCAGGAUGAGCUGUCAUUUGCAUCACUUAUUGCAAAGUGGAUCAGCAGUCAACAGAAUCCCAAUGGAGGCUUCUCCUCCACCCAGGACACAGUGGUGGCUCUCCAAGCUCUGUCCCUGUAUGGAGCUGUCACCUAUGCCAAGAGUGGAGCAUCUGCCAAAGUGACUCUGCGAUCUGGAGGGGACUUCCAGCAAAACUUCCAAGUGGAUCCCACAAACCGUCUGUUGCUCCAGCGUGUGCCACUGCCCACAGUGCCUGGGGAGUACAGUACAGAGGUGUCUGGUGAAGGAUGUGUCUACCUGCAGACAAGCCUGAGGUACAACGUGCAGCCCUCGCAGGAGAGUGCACCCUUCAUGCUCCAGGUGCACACAAUCCCAGAGACGUGUGAUGACUUGAAGGCUCACAAGAUCUUUGACCUAGCCAUAAAUGUCAGUUACACUGGGGAGCGCAAUGUCUCCAACAUGGUGAUUGUUGAUGUGAAGAUGCUGUCAGGAUUCAUCCCUGUAAAGUCCUCAGUGAGGAAGCUGGAAGGCAACCAGCUUAUUGAACGCACAGAAUUGAGUACCAACCAUGUUCUAGUGUAUCUGGAGAAGCUGAGCAACACAACCCUGAACUUCUCCUUCACGGUGGAGCGUGACAUCCCUGUGCAGGGCCUAAAGCCAGCUCAAGUGAAGGUCUAUGACUACUAUGAGACAGAUGAGUUUGCCAUUGAGGAAUACAAUGCUCCCUGCACCACAGGUAGAGUACAUAAGAACAAUGAAGUGUUCCAGCAAAGGCUCUCACAGCUUAGUUUGUAUAAGGAUCUGUGCAGACCUCGGGUUUCUGGAGCCUGA